This is a messenger RNA of Orbicella faveolata, 8289 nucleotides long. Its product is annotated as metabotropic glutamate receptor-like. Gene Ontology annotation, molecular function: G protein-coupled receptor activity. Gene Ontology annotation, biological process: G protein-coupled receptor signaling pathway. Gene Ontology annotation, cellular component: membrane. Lineage: Eukaryota; Metazoa; Cnidaria; Anthozoa; Scleractinia; Merulinidae. The record is from RefSeq and is a predicted model, not a curated record.
ACAAGCUGUAAAUAUGGGUGUUCAUCUUUUGUUUAUAAAUACAAUCUUUUAAUUUUUGUCUCGCUAACCGCUCGCUAUGAUUGGUCCGUGUGACAUUUUUCGCGUGUUUUGUUGAAGGGCUUUCGAGUAGCGCUCUUGAUAGUCUCCGACCUCUGAGAGAUUGACAUGUAAUAAGGGCACUAAACGAAGUGAACUCAAAGCUUGAUAAAUUUUGCCAGGGAGAUUUGCGACGCUGUCCCAUGUUUUCCAUCCAGUGUGGGCUUGUUGCUGGAAGGUAAGAACUCAUAAUGUCUUAUAAGAUCUGCUUCUGACAGCAUUUCAGUGUGAAUAGCGAAGUAAUAUCGCGUAUCACAUCCUCGGACCAGGCUGCAGAACACAAAUUUUGUGAUCGAUCGUCACGCGAAAACUGGUGCACACAUGUUUGUUGGUUAGGCAUGUUUAGCUAUGCCAUUGGACGCAGAAAUAGGUUAAGUCCUUGGAAAUUUAAACCUGCGUCGAAAGCAACGGUGAAACAUUUGGUGGAAGUUAAUUUCUAUGCCAUUUACGAAUGGGACAGUUCCAUUAGUGGUCGGUCACACAAACAGGUCGGUUGAUAGUAGUUAUGUCAUUUCUAGUCUAAACAAGCAUACAAAAACAGCCUUCUGUGGAGAGGAGCUUUUACGAUUGUUGAAAGACUUGGAAUUUAAAAUCAUCAUAGAGAAUCAGUGUCUAUAAAUAUCGACCGCUGAGUGUGUUGAAAGUAAGAAAGCCAAAUCAUAGCACAUUGCCCUUGAAAAUGGUCAGAUGAUUGAAUUUAUGGCUUUUAAUUCGCUUUUACUAACACAUUAAGAGCCUUAAACUACGCUUUUAAGUCUUCAUACUGUCUUCAUACUCUGGUGUUAAGAGGUAGUCUUUCGAAUAUAUUUUUAUUAAGCGCAUUUAGUCAAAACAUAUCGCUUAACAGCCCAAUCUUCUUAGCUUUUUUAACACGCGCGCUCGAUUAGUUUCGAUGAACUAUUUUUCCGGCAUACGGUUGAUGGUCGUUGAUCCGGUACAUAUUAUAAUAACAUAUCGUCGUGCUUUGCACACUGGUAAACAACUGUUUAUGGGAAGAAGAAAAAAACAAACUAUCAAACUGUUUUGGCACUUUCUGAUAAAGGAAUUUCUUUUAGGAGAAAAAAAAAAGGUCGCGAGCAAAGAAAUCAGCCGGCUCGGCCGACCUCAGCUGACAUUGAAUGUCAAGUUAUGUCUGUUUCUUCAAGUUCACUCUGCUAGAAUCGCAAGAAAUGCAGAGAAACGGCCAAGGAAGCGAGAGUUUCUAUGUUAUAUGCAUUUGUAUUGCAAUUUUCGUCGAUAGCUGAUUUAUCUGAGUUAUAUUUCGCACACUGCACCGUGCACAGUCAAGCAAACUUCAUCGGACACACACAUCAUGGGUCACACUUGACAAAUUCUUGGCUUGUCUUUUAAUAAGUUUAUCGCGGACCAUCGCCGGAACCUAACACUGAACUAAGUCUAGUUUCCGCCACUAAUUGUUUUCACUAAACACUCUGGAGAUUCAAGGCUGAAGGAGCGAUCGGCACAACACUAAUGAAAUAAAACAGUGAAAUGUGUACUGCAAAAAUUACUGUAUACACUAAAAAAAUUGAGCACGAUUGAGAUAAAAGGCCCCAUGGUCACGCACUUUUGAAGACGAGGGGAAGAAUUUUGCGCAUUUUGACUGCAUCUGUUAAAUAUAAUGCGAUGAAACAAUUUCGCUACGAGUGAUUGGCGAAAAGUUUUGAAAACAAUCUAUUCCUGGGAAAAUUAUCGCGUGAUUUCACGUUGAAGAAUAUCCUAUGAGGCCAAAACCGCGCGGAAAAUAGCACUUAGAUCAAUCAACACAAGAACGGUGGAAGACACAUGUUGCACGAACAGUGCAUCGAGUCUGUGGUAAUACCUGUUCUCAGUCCUACGCGGCUUAAAACUAGCACGAUUGUUGAGGUAAAGUUUCCAGUUUCCUAGAAGCACGUUGUCUACUUGAAUGCCACAAAAAAGUCUCCUUUCUGAAUUCGAAGCUCAAAGACAGAGAACAACACAUUGAGAACCUUACAACCCCUCCAUUGAUGCUUUCAAACGAUUACACUGAGGCAAACAUAAGAGUCUAGAUAAACAUAAAGGGUCAAUCUACUGUAACUCUCCGUGAUACCAAAUCUUCAUCUGUUCCGUACCAAGUCUCGUUAAUAAUAAUAUAAAGAUCACUUUUGGCGGGAAGGGAUUAUCGAAGCAGGUGCACAUAAUGUGUCAUGAUUGUUUGAGUAAUGUCUGGUAGAGGAGAGCGUUGUUAAGAAACAGUCUUUCAUUUCUCCUAAUGCACGUCAAAAGAGUCACCAGGUUCGUGCUGAGCGGUAAAAACUUGUCACAUCUCUAUAGUAUUUAUCUGAUGACUGACCGACCCAGCGUGCAUUUGACAGUUAUUUAUUAUUAUUCCCCGAAUUUCAAGAAUUCAAUCGAGUCGCGCAAUGUUUCGUUUGUUUGAAGCUGUCUUAGAAAUUUUCACAUAAUCUUUUUAUUACUUAGUUAGUUGUACUGUUAUGCUGGCAGAAAAGAUGCAACGAAACUUUAAAUGGAGCUGUUUAAUUCCAUUGCUAAUCAUUCAAUUAAUUAGCGUAUUUCAGGGCUGUUGAAUUGUGGUAGAAAAUCAAUUGGAAAGGCCAAAUAAACUGGCGAAAGACCAAGUAAUUAAACAAAGGAACAAAUUCCUGGCCUUUUCUCAAUUUUUUUUUUGUUUUCCUAAACUCGCCCCGUUACGUUUCUUCUUCGUUCUCGUCCACGAUUUCAAUGCCUGCAACAGCUCUGCGUUUAAUUUUUCCUUUGUUCAAUUAAAACAUGAAAAGGCACCGAGGCUCCAGGCAGGCAGAUACGGUCUUUCUAGAAACAGCUAAACACUCGCCACGCCUUCAAGUUGAUCCGUCUAUUAUGGAGCUAUUUAAUAUCCAUUCUGACAUCUCCAUUGUUUUCAUGAACUCAAGUUAUUUUUCGGUCAAAAAGGGAUGAAAACUUGAACAGUUGAACUGUGGGCAGUAUUGCUAGUUAUCAGCACGUAAGAUCAACCUGAAAAACUUUAAUUACGGGCAUGUUAUACGCUGGAAAUCAAUUUUUACACCACACUUAUUCGUAUAAACUCUUUCAAAAGACCAUAACACACAAAAGCUCCUCUUUUGUGUGUUAUAUACUUACGUUAGUUUCCAUAGUGUAAAGAACAAAGAAACAGCAGUGCCUCGUGUCAGCUCUCAGGACCACUGCUUUGUGCGGCGAGUAAAUAUUUGGAAGUAUUCUGUUCCAUAUGACUCACUGUUACCGAACUUGUCUCUCAGACAGACCUCACCAAUACGAGAACCACAAUGAAGAUUUAUGCAAAUUAAAGGGAAUAAGGUCAUCCUAGAAAACCAUGGCUUUCAAAUCAUUUUUAUGCUGAACCAGCUCGCAUCUGUGAUUCCACUUCGUUGUUUUCCACCUACCCUACUCAAUUAACGUAUAUAUUUUUGUUUUGAUAUAAUCCUAUGCAUUUGUGGUCACAAAGAGUCUCGACAGUUUUUUUUGUGUCGUGACACAGUAAGAUAGCAAUAAAUUCAGCGGGCGCCAGAAUAUAACUUCAUACGUUGAGCGAUGGUUGGUCGUCUGCUGUCCUGAUCUCGAAGAGUUUUCACCCUGGUUUGAAUUCCGCGCAAGUAAGCUCAAGAAAACAGGAAACGUAAUCAUAAGAGGCCAAUUUCCUCGUUUAAUUUUUAAAAAUGAACGAGCAGCUGCCCACAGGUCUUGUUUUAAAGCAAGAUGUACUUAUGAUAAUUGCUUUUAUUAUGUUUGUUUGGGGUUAAAUGCAAAUGCUCUCGAGCCAAGUGUGAUUGCCCGCCACUAGCUGACAAUUCACUUGGGUGUUACGAAAUCUGCUAUUCACAGGGAACAGAAUCGUUCUCUUGUCAUACUACGGUGUAAAUAGAUUGAACGCUGUCUAUAUUAUGACAUUAUCUUCAACGUGCAUCCGUUCAGAUCUGCUUUAUAAUUCAAGGAUCAAUCCAAGAAGUCCAUGAUCUUCGACUUGACGUAAUCUUUUCUCGACAAGAACAGACCCAUCUGGCCUUAACAGCGGACAAGAAAACAUGGACAAGAUUUCUGUAAGUGCAUUUUUUAUUACGCUUUGGCUUUGCAACACACUGCGGGCUGACAUCGUUUCCGCAGGAGAAUCCCUCAAAAAACCCGGGGACGCGAUUAUCGGUGGUCUCGUUUCCGUACAUCAAAAAGAAAGCGGAGAUUCAUGCGUUACACCAGACUUACAUGGCAUCUUGACUGUCGAAGCCAUUUUGUUUGCACUGAAGGCCAUCAAUGACCAAGAAUAUCUGACACUGGGAUCAAAGCUAGGCUGCGACAUAAGAGACACUUGUCCGAGACCGGUUUCGGCUGCUCUUGAUCUGGUGGUGAAUUCUCCGCGACCAGAAGACCAGCCCCUGGUUGCAGCAGUAGGCAAUCUACCACAGCAGCUUCCCGAGUAUCGCCGCGCCUUGCUUAUGUUGUUCAGCAGUCAAACGCCUCACAUGAGCUGCAUCUCUUCCACUUACCAAGUCAAGUACAAGCCGGACUUGAUCUCUCGUACUGAGUUCAUUUUCCAUGCUGUCGCGAGGGAUAGAACUAACCUAAGAGCGAUGGUUCAUCUCGCCGCGCGAUUUAACUGGACUUACGUCGGUGUCGUGCACGACGACAGCGCCGAGGGAAAGUACGAGGCGGACCUUUUCCAACAAGAGGCUGAGGACAAAUUUAUCUGCGUCGGCAGGAAAUACUCGUUGUCAUCAAACGCCAGUGGAGUGCAAAUCCAAAACUUUAUCAGCUCUUUGAAGGCGGACAAGAAUUUUUCAGUGGUUGUAAUGUUGACAUCCAAGCGCUUAUUCAAGGGUAUUAUCGACGAAGCGUUCAAGCAGAAAAUUAGCGACGUUACCUGGAUUGGAAGUGAAUCGUCGUGGGACAAUGAGGCGAGAUUUCCAAUUGAAAACACUGCGGCUCAAGGAAUGUUCAAAGUUGGAACAUCGGCGUCUAUCGCCGAGUUUAAAACACAUUUGAAAGAACUUCUCACGCGUCCUAAACGUAACAAAUGGAUCAUGAACAUGGUGCGGGCCUCCACACCUGUUACUACUUCACCGGAUGCUAAAUCCACCGUCGAGAUUACAACAAGUCCACCGACCCAAGCACCAGUUGUCUCAAGUGCUCAACCGAACAGCUCUGCUAAUUCCACCGGAAACACCACUACGCCUCUUCCAUCUACACCUGCUCCGUCUCCUUCAACAGCAUCCGCCACCCCCUCUGUCGCACCCACUAAGGCUCUGUGUCCGCUGUGCGGUGUUAACAAAACUUUAUUGGCGCAGCUCGUGAACACGCUAACGUUAAUGGCAGACAGUGCCACGUGCACUAUCGAUUCUAUAUUUGCAGUGGCUCAUGCUCUAUCCGCUAAGGAAAAGUGCAAGACAAACUGUCCCGAAGAUCACGACUUUUUCAAGUUCAUCAAGAACGUAAAUUUUACAAGCCUCAGCGGACACCAAAUAAGUUUUAAUAGUCAGAGGAACCUCAAUGAUGUAGUGUACAAAGUUUUGACUCUGCAGAAAACUGGAAAUGGCUCAGCGGUGUCUGUCCAAGAGCAGAAGAACCUGCAGCUGUCUGACGUCGGAAGCUGGAAACAAUCGGGCCGAGACACUCCAAAGCUGACAAUGCGACCAUCAACGGAGAUUAAAUGGAACACAAAAGAAGACGAGAUUCCAAAAUCCGCAUGCCACGAUCCCUGCAAGCCUGGCACAUACAAGGCCUUGAAGGAGACACGAGGUGAGGCUGAAUGCUGCUGGCACUGCUUGCCUUGCGCGGAAAAUUCAGUCAGCGAAAUGGAAGACUCCUUGGCGUGCAAGCCAUGCCCAGCCGCCUCAGCUGCUAGUAAUGCGCAGGACGAAUGCAUCACUCAGUUUGAAGACUACGUGUAUUGGAGCGAUGCUGGUAGCCUUAUCAUGCUGUUCUUGAUGGUAGCAGGCGUGUGCUUCAGUGUCUACGUCGCAGUGGUGCUUUUCAGGAACAGAGAGACACCUGUCAUGCGUCGAGUCAAGAAUGCCACACUCCUACUCCUGCCUUUCGUUGUUAUCCUCUUUCUGAUAUCCAUACCCCUGCUUAGCAAGCCUAACGAAGCAUCCUGUGAAGGCUAUCGAGCUUUCUUCAUCCUAACUCUUGGUAUACCCCUGGCUGCCUUGAUAAGUAAGAGUGUAUUCGUCGACAACCGAUACUACGACUCCGACGGUCAAAUCAAGGAGAGCUGGGGCCAGUGCAUUUGCACACCUCGCUUAGCAUUUGCCAUAGGAACCUUCACCAUCCACGUGGUUGUAACAGUCCUUAUAGCGGUCUUGCUUCCAAACGAGAUUUUGCGCUAUUCUACGGACGACCCAUUCACCGUUUACAUCGAGUGUUCCAUUCACACGGGCUUCGGUUUCUUGGUCGUCAUAUUCUACAACAUGGCCGUGACAACUGUGUAUUCCAUCAUGUCCAUGAACGAAGAAAUCAGCCCGGAGAAUGACAUGGAAGUGCGGUGGACUUCCUUUUGUAUGUUCAUCUGGUACGUGAUCUCUUUCCUUUAUGUAGCGAUAGAAUACGGCGCGGUCGGCAAGGGGAAGAUCUUUGGCUUGGCAUUUGUGGAUUUCCUGUUCGCCGUCAACAUCCUAGCCUGUAUCUACCUGCCUAAGUGGUACGUUAUCAUCUUUCAACCGGAGAAGAACCAAGCCGACGUCUCGCCCUGGAGCAUGUACGUCAAGACCCAGGAGAAAGUGUCGGUGCGCCUGUCAGAAGGGGAACAGGAGUCGCCUGUCUUACCAAAACGAGGCACGCUAGCCAGCAUGGCCAAGGAGUCUGGUAAAAUGUCAAACGGAGACUCGGACAUGGACGGUAAAAGCGAGUCAACAGGCCUCAUCAAUGACACGGACGUGUAAAGACUGGGCACCAUACUAAGAUUUUCAAUCUUCGCCGCUUUGCGGUAAGAAUUCAAAUUAUUAUUAGCCCAAAUAGAACUUUUUAAAAAAAAAGAUGCUGCUUGAAUUUCCCACUUGGGAUUUUGAAAACGGACUGACGAUGUGUCUGAUAUAUAACCGCAAUGUAUAACUGUUACUUUUACGUUAAAGGAGCUACGUGACGGUUCGCGUAUCUUGAAAAGUUUAGCCUAAAUUUUUCAAGUUCGUCAAAUGUAAUCCGCGUUAAUCUUGUCCAUCCUUAACUAUCCUUGCUCCUAGGUGUUUUGCAGUCUUAGUAAAUUACUAUUUUCAGGCUUCCUUUAAUUUAAAGGUAAUUUUGUAAGUGGCCAAAAUAUCUAAAAAUACCGUGACUGGGCUCCUUUAAUGUUAGCAUGGUUGCAGGUCAAUUUUCCCGACCCCGCAAUUCGGAGAGAAGUGAUGUUUAUCACAUUCAUCGUAGAAACGGAAUUAUAGAUAGACAAGAAAAAGCGUUUUGUUCGGACCAAUUUUAGAUGUCUGGGCUAAUAACGGAAUUCUCGCACUGUUGUUUCAGUCGAAAGCUGAUUAGAUUUUUUCGAGGGAUUUAAUUUAUUAAGAUUUAUUGGCGAACUGUGAAACGUAAUAGUCGUGCAUACUCCGUUUUUUCUCUGCCUAGUUUCCCGCCGAAUUUAAAAAAAAUAAUGGCGCGGCUUCUGACAUCACUUCUUUGGGACUUUUUUACAGUGUACAGUAUGAUAAAAAAAGUACUUUAGAUUCUUUCUUCUAAGCGACAUGCCGCCUUUUUAUAGUGGCAUCUGUCAGAAGUCAGGUGUUCCACUUUGCUUAAUCAUAGGCAACGUUUCUUUGGUAGAGAUUCGUCCAGGAAAAUAUUAAGGAUGAAUUAUACUCUAAGGGGGAUAAAUCUAGCGAUUCAAAGGAAAAAUUCAAAAAGAGAAAGCUGGUAGUCUAAUAAUUAUGGCUGAAGAUGCUUAACCAGGAGCAUGUAUCUCGGAUUGAGGCGCGUUAAAUCGUGUAUAGCUUAAUAGUUUAUUUUUAGAACGAAAUUUUGGGCAGAGCAAUUCAUUCUUACUUGAUUUAUUGUACUGACAAUUCUGAAGGUUUUGUUAUCAGUGCAAUAGUCGGAAGUGCAUACUUUUGGUAGUUGACUACAGCUCUUACUUUUUAGGGUAAACUUAUGUUAAGCUUUCUACGUUUUGUCAAAAUACCGCGGAUUCACUGAGAUAAACCUACAAUAUCUAAACAAUAGCCUCCAUAUGGCGCGAAAAUAUGCUCGGAUAUUUGUCCGCAGAAUUAUCAUCUGUUGUGAGCU